AUUUUCAUUUAGACAGGAAAAAAAAAAAAAAAAAAGCAGAAAGCGAAACACAGCAGUACGAGACGACUAUUAACUGCAGCUCUGAAACUAGAGGAACGGAAAGCCAUAAUAUUUUCAUCUUCCUCAUCUCCUCUCUCUCCCUUCAUUUGUGCUGCAAUCACCACAAGUGAGGUUCUUCAUGUUUGAAUUAUCUUGUAUUCUAUCUGGGUUUUACCUGUACUUUUUAUGUCUGGUAGCUGAGAGAAUGUAAGAAAAGCUUACCUUUGAUCUACCCAUUGGAAAUAAAAAGAAGAAAAAGACUUUGGAUCUGUUUCUGGCCUCUGGGUGCUUAAGACCAAAAGAAUGCUUCUGCGUGCAAAAGGACACUUCAAGGUGGAAAUAUAGCAAAACCCAGGUUCAAUUCCAUUGGAAAGUUAUAAAGACAGUUGUAGUUACAUGCUGAGAAGGUUAUGUUUACUUGGGGGCUUUGACAGGGCAAGGAUUUUGAUUGGUUGGUGAUACUGGUCAACAUAAAAAGCUGGCGAUGACUUGUUUCUCUUUCUUUUUUAGGAAGAAGGCAGCUUCCUCAGUUACAAGGACUGUUGAACUUGAUGAAGUGGUUUCAGGCAUUUUAAAUGUUACUGUGUACACUUACAAGGAACUGCAAAUUGCCGCUGAGAACUUCAGUGAAAAAAAUAAAAUUGGUCAGGGAGGCUUUGGCUCCGUGUACAAGGGAACACUUAAGAAUGGCACUUUGGCAGCUAUAAAGGUAUUGUCAGCAGAGUCUAGGCAAGGGUCCCAGGAAUUUUUGACAGAAAUCGAGGUGAUUGCAAACAUUGAGCAUGAUAACCUGGUUAAGCUAUAUGGUUGCUGUGCAGAAGGCAAUCAUAGGAUAUUGGUUUACGGCUAUCUCGAGAAUAAUAGCCUUGCACAAACACUUCUUGGUGGAGGCCACAGUAGUAUCCAGUUUAGUUGGUCUGCAAGGUGUAAAAUAUGCGUUGGUGUUGCAAGGGGGCUUGCUUUUCUUCAUGAGGAAGUUCGGCCCCAUAUUAUUCACAGAGACAUUAAAGCUAGCAAUAUUCUCCUUGAUAAAGACCUCUCACCAAAAAUUUCAGAUUUCGGUCUGGCAAAGUUUAUUGCACCCAACUUGACUCAUGUCAGCACUCGUGUUGCUGGAACAGCGUAAGUUUUCCAGUUCCAGUUCUACUCUUUUUCAAUGUGUUUAAAUUUACAGUGGACAUUCAGCAAGGGAAUGCAUGAUUGAGGGCCUCAGUCGAUUGGAAAGAUAUAAUGUAAAAAUUAUAGUUUGAAAUGUAACGACCAAAAACA
Prunus avium (sweet cherry) is the source of this 1308-nucleotide messenger RNA. NCBI's taxonomy places the organism in Eukaryota, Viridiplantae, Streptophyta, Magnoliopsida, Rosales, Rosaceae. The record is from RefSeq and is a predicted model, not a curated record.